Ectocarpus sp. CCAP 1310/34 is the source of this 384-nucleotide messenger RNA. NCBI's taxonomy places the organism in Eukaryota, Phaeophyceae, Ectocarpales, Ectocarpaceae. The record is from the annotation of a GenBank genome assembly.
UUUUUUCGCACCUGGACCGACAUGAGGUUGGCUAUGUCAACCGAGAACAGCACACCACCCCCGUGCCCCUGCCAUCACCAGGUCCAGACGGGGCUGCAGACACUGGAGCUCCCUUCGAAGGCGGAUCACGUGGAGGGUCUCUUCACGGUGUUCGACAAGAACAGGGACGGCGUCAUUCACUUCGCGGAGUUCGAAGAGCUCGCUCUUCACCGAAGGCACGCAGCACACUUCCCACGAACUGACGGCGAACACGCCUUCUCAACCCUACUGGCUGAUGUCUUCGAGAACCUGGAUCACACCGCGGACGGCUUUAUCCGAGAGGAGGACAUCCGGAGAGCCCUCGACAAGCUCGAUAUCGUAGCCUCGGACGCGCAGAUCACGUAG